GAAAAUAAUGCUGUUUUGCUUGCCAUUUUAACUCCAAAGUGUAUUGUCAUUCAGUGUGAGAAGUGUUUGAAAUUUAUUUAAUAAAAGAUAUUGAAAAAAAUGGUUUCUUUAAGUGAAAUUCCAGGAAGAUCUUUAUCAGAUUAUGCGACAGAAGGAGCAAAAAUGAGAAAUUUCAAUCCUUAUGCUGAUAAUGGAGGGAGUGUCAUAGCUCUUGCAGGAGAUAAUUUUUGUGUAAUAGCAGCAGACACGCGUCUCAGUACAGGUUUUUCUAUUUAUACGCGUGAACAACAAAAACUAUUUCCUUUAUCAUCAAAAACUGUUUUGGGUUGCUCAGGUUGUUGGUGUGAUACACUUACUUUAACUAGAAUUUUAUCUGCUCGAAUGCAGAUGUAUGAGCAUGAACAUCAAAAAGAAAUGCCAACACCAGCAGUUGCACAAAUGCUAUCAACAAUGUUAUAUUAUAAACGUUUUUUCCCUUAUUAUGUAAGUAAUAUUCUUGGUGGAUUAGAUGAAAAUGGUAAAGGUUGUGUCUAUAGUUAUGAUCCCAUUGGACACUGUGAAAUAACAAAAUACAGAGCAGGUGGUUCUGCUGGAGCACUUUUACAGCCUCUCUUGGAUAAUCAGAUUGGGUAUAAGAAUCAAGAAGGUGUUGAAUCUGUUCCUUUGACUCAAGAGAGAGCUGUUGCAAUUAUAAAAGAUGUUUUCACAUCAGCAGCAGAAAGAGAUAUUUACACUGGUGAUUCCAUAUUUAUUAAAAUUAUAACAAGUGAUGGUAUACAAAAUUUCAAUUUUGCAUUGAGAAAAGAUUAAUAAAAUGGAAUAAAAAUAAUGUACUAUUUUAUGAAUUUCCAUAUAAAUAAAAUUAACACUAAAAAAUAA
This is a messenger RNA of Apis mellifera (honey bee), 879 nucleotides long. It is a transcript of the gene Prosbeta6, whose product is annotated as proteasome subunit beta type-1. The record is from RefSeq and is a predicted model, not a curated record. Lineage: Eukaryota; Metazoa; Arthropoda; Insecta; Hymenoptera; Apidae. Gene Ontology annotation, cellular component: proteasome core complex. The transcript has 4 exons. Bases 100 to 810 code for a protein of 236 amino acids.